GACUGUCUGAAUUCCUUACAUACACCAUGGCACUGCCCACGUUGGUUAUACUGCCUGUUACCUGGGUCCUGCUGGCUCUUUCUACUGCGCAAAACACCUGCCCAGAGGUGAAAUUUACUGGCUUAAGUGGAACAGAAAAAGUUACUAUUAUUCAAGGAUGUCCUGGUGUUCCAGGAACUGCCGGACCCAAAGGAGAAUUAGGGCCCCAAGGGCCAAGAGGUGAGAAAGGUCUUCCGGGCAUUAUUGGUAAAAUGGGCCCUCCCGGGUCAAAAGGAGAAAGUUCUUCAUCCGGAUCUCGAGGUUUUCCAGGACCUGCUGGUGUUCCUGGGCUCCAAGGACCAAAAGGUGAAAAAGGCUCUCCAGGUACCACAAGUACACAAGGAUCAAAAGGAGUUAAAAACUGCAAAGAACUUCUGGAACAAGGGAAUACUUUGAAUGGCUGGUACUUAAUUCAACCCAAUGACCGCAAGUCACUGAUGGUGAAGUGUGACAUGGAGACUGAUGGCGGCGGAUGGAUAGUAUUCCAGCGGCGCCAGGACGGCUCCGUGGACUUUUAUCAGGACUGGAAAACCUACAAAAAGGGCUUUGGAAACCAAAACAGUGAGUUUUGGUUGGGAAGUGAUAAUCUUAAUGCCCUAACAUCAACAGGCUCGCAUCAGUUACGUGUCGACUUUGUAGACUUUGAGAACGCCAAGACAUUUGCAGUGUACAAAGAUUUUAGAAUUUCCUCUGAAAUAGAGAACUACAAGCUGACAGUUGGGGAAUAUACUGCGGGCAAUGCAGGUGAUUCUCUCGUUUACCAUAAUAACCGACCAUUCACCACCAAAGACAAAGACAAUGAUGGAGACCCGAAUAAUUGUGCACAGAUUUUUAAAGGUGGUUGGUGGUAUGGGAAUUGUCAUCACUCCAAUUUAAAUGGCCUCUACAAUGGAGGGGCACACAGUAGUUAUGCAGAUGGUGUCAACUGGAAGACAGGCAAAGGCCUGAACUACUCCUACAAAGUUGUUGAAAUGAAGUUCAGGCCAAAGUAAUCUACUGAAGAUAGAAUCAAAGCUAUAUUAGACUCAUUUGUAUCAAGCACUUCAAGGACUUUGGAUGACAGAGAAAGGAGAUCGAAUAUCCUGCAAGCUUGGUUAUUAUUGAGUAUUUCUUUAAAUCCCAAAAUUAUUUUCUUUAAGAAAUACAAAUUAUCUGCGUACAGUCAGUACAGCUCCACAAAAUAUCUGUGCUAUACAUGCAAAUUAAAAUGAAAGCGUUUAAUAUGUGAUGGGAUGGAAAAUGUUAAUAUGGGAAAUGAAAACAAAAGAGUGAAUAAAUAACAAUACAGUAUAUCUAGAAAUAAAGUA
Molecule: messenger RNA, 1346 nt
Organism: Pelobates fuscus (common spadefoot toad)
Lineage: Eukaryota; Metazoa; Chordata; Amphibia; Anura; Pelobatidae
Product: ficolin-1-B-like
Exons: 10
Coding region: 27-1031 (334 amino acids)
Biological process (GO): complement activation, lectin pathway
Molecular function (GO): antigen binding; signaling receptor binding; carbohydrate derivative binding
Source: RefSeq, a predicted model, not a curated record